Podospora pseudocomata is the source of this 1784-nucleotide messenger RNA. RefSeq lists its product as uncharacterized. The record is from RefSeq and is a predicted model, not a curated record. The transcript has 3 exons. Bases 885 to 1784 code for a protein of 299 amino acids. NCBI's taxonomy places the organism in Eukaryota, Fungi, Ascomycota, Sordariomycetes, Sordariales, Podosporaceae.
UGAUAAUGCAAACUCGAAUUUUUGUUUGCUUCCCUUUUUUCGUCUCGAAGCUGAGUUUGGCUCCAGGUGAACAACAGCCUUGAACGAGAUUUUAUUUCUAUGGCUCGACCUUCAAGUCCAGCGUGACCACACUUCAAGGCCCGCGCAUAUAGUUCCACAGAUGGACUGGCCACAUCAUCUAAGCCUGGAAGCUUCCCACGGCUUGGAUGCCUUCCACCUGAACAGUCAUGAUGAAGUAAACUCUAAGCUAUAUUCGUCAAGUGAACCCUAAAAGGUAAAGACUGAUACUUAAACGAUGGGCGCAUCAAUUUCUCCAGACCGGUUCCCUGGUCCCUCGCCAACCCUCGCCAUCAACAACACCACUCACGAGAAAACUUCUGCGACAGCAUGGAGACAAAACGGACUGGCUGGUGGUCCUGCCCCCAGGAAAUUCAGGACAUGAUCCUCGACGAGGUUUCCAGGGACAGAAACAGCUCCAUCGCUCAUUGUGCCGCUGUUUGUAGGAGCUGGCAACAAGUCAUCGAGAAGAAAACUUUCGCCCGAUUGACAGUUAACUUAAAGAGAUUGGGCGACUUCAGUAGCAUGAUCAAAAAGCGACGGCAUCUUAUCAAAAACGUCUGGCUUUCCAUUGACUGCGCAGCAGUUGGCUGGCCUCAGACUUUGCGCUCUACAAGACUAUCAGCUCCCUGCUCCUGGAGCUUAGCAAAUGGGAAGCUCGUGGGGAGUUUCACCUCGAGAUCAGUGUUCGCUGGGCAGCAGACUCGCACCAGUGCUUUCAGUAUCUCCAGACUGGCUCGGAUUUCCACCAUAGGGAAGAGCCGGACCGUACAAUCUCUCCCGCCGAUCACAGCGAACCAGCUCGACGUCUUCAUUCUCACUGUUUAAUGCAUCUAUUUGCGCCGCUAUAUCAUGCUUCGACCCGUUGUCUCUUUCCCACAGACUUCCCUUCAGUACCAGCUGUCACUAGCCUCCUAGUGCGUCGGCAGACGAAAUGCGAAUGGAUUAGCAGGGAAGGCCUCAAUCGCCUUCUUGAUCUGCUUCCUAAUCUGCGGCAGAUUCACUAUGAGCCUUGGAGAUCCCUGGAAGGCAGGAAUUCAGUUCGCAACACUCGCAUCACAGUAGAAGGACUGCACAGAGCGACCUUCAGCCACAAUCUAGCCAAAGUCGUGGUUUUCGGUGACUUCAACGAAGACUUCGAUGAGUGCUGGCGUGCGGAUAAGCGAUGGCACCGCGUACCUAUAUCGUCAAGUCGGACAAACCCUCGCAUGGCAUCAUCAGAGAUCGGACAGGCUUUUGCCCAAAUCUCUCGCCCCCUCGUCCAUCUUUCAGUGUCAUUUGCAGCAGAUGCAAGUGACUUCUUCGAAACCUGUCAGCGCAGCUGGGUUUGGACGAGGCUGACCUCUCUUGCGCUCACAUCCAAUCUCUUGGCGCCAAACAAGUACCCCAAGAUAGUCAACGACAUGCUUGAGAAGGCCGGCAUUGUGGCGCUACAAAUGCCAAAACUAGACGUCAUGGAGCUGUGGAACGGCAGAAGGGGUCUCGCUUGUGUCUUCCGGUAUCAAGCCUCUAGGGAUCGCGCAGGCCACAACGCAAAAAUCACAUGGCGGAGCACCUGGCCUCUGUCACACGGGGAUGCGAUCCAUCAUUUGCAGCUUGUGAGCGAGGUGAUCCGCCCGGUGUCGUUGUGGAAGAUCACGUAUGAGUCGCGGUUUUUGAUCGACGGGGCCCGUAUUGGAAGAGAAGCUCCGUGUUGUUUGUUAAACUUGCCUGGGCGAAUGGUUUGA